CCUCAGGGGCAGCUUCAAAAGAACAACGCGCUCUCAAAACAAAGGAAGACAGUCCUCCACUGCAGAGGAAGCAGGAAGAGCCGACCCUGCUCGGAGCCCAGCUGCUGGGGCCUGGGGACAGCGCGAUGGAGUCGGUGGCCCUGUACAGCUUCCAGGCCACGGAGAGUGAUGAGCUGGCUUUCAACAAGGGGGACACACUCAAGAUCCUGAACAUGGAAGAUGACCAGAACUGGUACAAGGCUGAGCUCCGAGGCGCCGAGGGCUUUAUUCCCAAGAACUACAUUCGCAUCAAGCCCCACCCGUGGUACUCGGGCAGGAUUUCCCGGCAGCUGGCUGAAGAGAUUCUGAUGAAGCGGAACCACCUGGGAGCCUUCCUGAUCCGGGAGAGUGAGAGCUCCCCAGGGGAGUUCUCAGUGUCCGUGAAUCGCCCCGGGCCUGCUUUGCCCAGGCCCAGUUUGACUUCUCGGCCCAGGACUCCUCACAGCUCAGUUUCCACCACGGUGACAUCAUCGAGGUCCUGGAGCACCUUGACCCCCACUGGUGGCGGGGCCGGUUGGGCGGACGCAUUGGCUUCUUCCCUCGGAGCUACGUACAGCCAGUACAACUGUGACCAGAGUGGGGCCUGGGGGUGGGGGCGGAACCAGAAGACCCUCCAUCCACCAGACACUGAGGUCCAGAGAGAGGACAUGGACGCCCCGUCUCCGGGGUCCCGCAGGGCUCAGCCAAGGGUCUUGGACUGGAGCAACACAAGCCAGGCCCCCGGCUCGGGCUGCUUCACACAAACUGGGCCCAUCCCAAGAACCACGGCGAUGUUCGGUGCCUAGCAGGCAACGGGAGCUCCCGGUGCUUCCUCCUGGCCUCUUCCCAUUGGCUACCAGCUGCGAGGGCUCUGGGGCAGGGCGGCAGAGGCCCCACUCUCUCCAACCAUCAGUGGCCCCAGCCUCAGGGAGAGUUGAAGGUUCCUGGGUUACAUGCAUUUGGGGGCUCUGCCCAAGGAAGCACGGGUGUGGUGGAUGGGUUCCACCUCGGCUGACCAUCUGCUGGGCCGCCUGCCUGCCCCACCCUCAGAUGGCCCCUUGAGGUGUCCUGGCUCCUAGUGGUGAGGGCCAGGCCUGGGAGCUGCACACCUGCUGACCUGGACCAAUGGACUGAUUCCAGGUUGACACCGAUUUCUGGGCUGUCUCACAAAACUUUGGGCUCUGCUUGGGUGUCUAGCACCACCCCCCCCACUCUCCGCCUCACCACAGACACUUUGGAGAGGGGCUGGGAGGCCCAGAGCAGGUGGGCAGUGAUGAGAGAAACAGGAGCUGCUCCCCUCCAGCUGGCCGGACACAGUGGACAAGCUCUGAGGUGCAGGCCCUGGGCACAGCCCCUUGGAAGGACCCUCUACCCUGGCUCUUGUUUGUUCUGCUCAGACUGGGGUGCCGCCCCACCGAGUUUGGGGAAAUUAUAGGCCAGGUGGGCAGUCAGGGCCACGGCUGGACUUGGAGCUCUCACGGAAUGGGACCCUGGCUUGAGGAAAGGCAGGGUGUGCACACAGGAUGGGCAAGCAGCAGCAGGUAGCGAGCAGCACUGGCCUGGGGCCUGGGCACCUUUGGGAGCAGGGAGAGUGAGGGGGGCUCUGAAAGCGCUUUGAAUGCCUGGCUGGUGGUGGAGGGGGCAGUGAGUGGGGAGGCGGGGAGAGGAAGAUGUUGUGGCAGCUGGGAGCAGGUGGGAUGGGGGCUGUAGGUCCCUGGCACCGGGUGGGCCAGAGACCCUGCGAGUCCUGAGCUGCUCCUGACCUGGGCCCGAGUUUUCAAAAUAAAAACAGUAAAAUGAG
Molecule: messenger RNA, 1819 nt
Organism: Canis lupus familiaris (dog)
Lineage: Eukaryota; Metazoa; Chordata; Mammalia; Carnivora; Canidae
Gene: GRAP
Product: GRB2 related adaptor protein
Exons: 4
Coding region: 126-824 (232 amino acids)
Molecular function (GO): protein binding
Source: RefSeq, a predicted model, not a curated record